Messenger RNA from Drosophila suzukii, 1921 nucleotides. The record is from RefSeq and is a predicted model, not a curated record. NCBI's taxonomy places the organism in Eukaryota, Metazoa, Arthropoda, Insecta, Diptera, Drosophilidae.
UUUUGUAAAAAGUUGGUUUUCAAUUAUAAGGAACAAAUGAAAGUUUUGUAUGAGUUCAAGCUUCGAAUUGUGGAAUAUUGGCCCAAAAGCAAGCACUUUUUCAUGAUUUCUUAAAAUUAUGGAAUAUUUUAAGCUUAUAUAAAUUGACCACAAAAAAAAACCUAAAGUCUGAUGUCUAGUGAUUAGCACUUAGAACCACACUCCCUCCUUUAAGUGCCACUGUAUCAACAAAAAAGGUAGUACUGGCUGGAGUUUUUCGUUUUACACAGUUAAACAAGGAAGAAAGUAUGAGAUCUAUAACAGGAUGGUGCAUUGGCUUAUUAGUUGCUACUUCGUAUUCUUUUAUGUCCUGCAAUGGCCACGGGAGAUUGAUUGAGCCGCCAAGUAGAGCAUCCGCUUGGCGAUUUGGAUUUCAAACCCCACCAGACUACAAUGACCAUGAACUUUACUGUGGUGGGUUUACCCGGCAAUGGAAAGUAAACGGUGGUAAAUGUGGAGAGUGCGGAGACGCGUGGGAUCUUCCGGAACCACGGCCCCAUGAAUAUGGUGGUCAAUGGGGACAAGGAUUAAUAGUGCGAAGUUAUUUGCCUGGAUCCAAAAUAAAGAUUCGUGUAGAAAUAACUGCUAGUCACAUGGGAUAUUUUGAGUUUCGGAUAUGCCCAAAUCAAAUUGCUAAGCAGUUUUGCUUAGAUCAAAAUGUAUUGCUAAUACUUGAAGGCCGUCCCUCUCAGCCAAUUCCAUCUGACCUAGACAUUCGUUUUUAUCCCAGAAAUGGAAGUCGCAUAUAUGAAAUUCAGGCGCGGUUACCUGAUUUUACAUGUGACCAAUGUGUUCUGCAAUGGCGUUAUGUUGCGGGCAAUAAUUGGGGAAUUUGCAGCGAUGGUAAUGGAGCCAUUGGGUGUGGCCCACAAGAGGAAUUUCGUUCGUGCUCGGAUAUUGCCAUCACUAAAAAGGGGAGUACUUAUACUGGACCCAGUCGUUCCUCAUAUCCAACACCUACACAAACUAAAAGAAGGCCAACAACCACGGAAACUAAUUCAGUAAUAAAUCAUAGUGAAACUCUUAAGUAUACUAUAAUUAUUUCGCUGGUAUUGAUAUUUUUCAUUUUUGCCGUGGGAAUAUGGUACAUAUUGAAUAAUAACAAAAUAAUGUCUAGUAACAAAUGUAUUAUAAGUCUUAAAAAAAAAUUGUUGUCUUGGAAUUCUAUAAAAAAAAAUAUUCUUGGAUGUGAUGUACUUAGGACCCCAUGCAAUGUAGGCGAUAUUAGAUUAGAAAAUCCACCAAUCCCCCCUCCAAGAACUAAAAGGCUAGAUAAAGCAACGAAAAUCUAGGAAAUGAAACAAUCAAAGCCUAGAACGUGUUAAUUCAUCAAACUAUUGCUCAUUGAACCUUGUUAUAAUAUUUAUGCACAACACAACUUAUUUGAGUUUUUAAUUUAAGAUUUAUGUUUCUGUAAGCUUAAAGCUCUAAGUCUGUAGAGCCCUUUCAGGGCCACCCCAAAGGUUAAUCGUUAGCAUUACCGAAAGUACUAGUAGGCAAAACUAUUUAAUAUUGGAAAAAAUAAAAGAAUUGUAAAAUUAAUUAAGUAAAUUUAAAAUAGGAAGCAUAGUUUUAUUAUUUUGAAGUUUUUGAAAAUUUAAAUAUUUAUAACGAUCCGACUGAAACCAUUUUUGGCAAACCGUACACUGGGGUGAACGACCCCAAAAGAGAAGAUACAUUCUAAAUACAGAUUUUGGAGAUGCACAAUAUGGUGCAUAUGUAGCAAAAGUAAUGUCCGCAUUAGGGAGGGAUAGAAUUAUGGUCUAUCUUAUAAAAACCUCACAAUGUGAAGCCAAUGUUAAAACUUUAAUAAUAAUUUUUACAAUAAAAAUAAUCAAAAAACAUUUUGAAAAUACGAAUAAUAAAUUCGAAUUCUUAACCA